UCCCUCCGCUUCUGUUGCUUUAUAAUUUCGACGGAAAAGAAAGAAGGAAAGCUCUGCACAGAAUUAAAAAUGGCGACUCUGGUAGGAUCGCCAUGGAUGAGAAUCAGGAUUUUUCCGGAGGUAGCUCCUCCGUUCUUCCGUCAACCAUCUAUAUACAAACUGUAUUUCUCCCCUUUUCGGAGGAAUUUCUCUAUUUGCGCUUCUGCAAAUCCUUGUGGCUCUCUUCCCAAGAGGGCUGAAGGGGAAGUUCGUGUUCGUUUUGCUCCUUCGCCGACGGGGAAUCUCCAUGUAGGUGGAGCAAGAACAGCUCUCUUCAAUUACCUAUUCGCGAGGUCCAAGGGUGGAAAGUUUGUUCUUCGUAUAGAAGAUACUGACUUGGAGAGAUCUACGAAAGAAUCUGAGGAAGCAGUGCUACGAGACCUUUCAUGGCUUGGUCUUGAUUGGGAUGAAGGUCCUGAUGUUGGUGGAGAUUAUGGCCCAUACAGGCAAUCGGAACGAAAUUCUUUAUACAAGCAAUAUGCUGAGAAGCUUCUGAAGUCUGGUCAUGUUUAUCAGUGUUUCUGUUCUAAAGAGGAACUGGAAAAAAUGAAGGAGAUAGCAAAACUAAAACAAUUGCCACCAGUCUAUACGGGACGGUGGGCCUGUGCAACAGAUGAAGAAGUACAAGAAGAACUGGAAAAAGGAACACCUCAUACAUACCGCUUCCGUGUGCCAAAGGAUGGAACUCUAAAAAUUGACGACCUUAUUCGUGGUGAAGUCAGUUGGGGCUUAGAUACACUUGGAGAUUUUGUGAUCAUGAGAAGCAAUGGCCAACCUGUAUACAACUUCUGUGUGACAGUAGAUGAUGCUACCAUGGCUAUCUCACAUGUUAUAAGGGCAGAAGAGCAUUUACCCAACACCCUAAGGCAAGCACUUAUAUACCAGGCUUUAGGAUUUCCAAUGCCUCACUUUGCACACGUAUCGCUAAUUCUUGCUCCUGAUAGGAGUAAACUGUCAAAACGUCAUGGUGCAACUUCAGUGGGUCAGUUCAGGGAGAUGGGAUUUUUGUCAAAAGCAAUGGUGAACUAUCUAGCACUCUUGGGUUGGGGCGAUGGUACUGAAAAUGAGUUUUUCACCCUUGAGCAUCUUGUCGAAAAAUUUUCAAUUGCUCGCGUCAACAAGAGUGGGGCUAUAUUUGAUUCGACAAAGUUAAGGUGGAUGAAUGGUCAGCAUUUAAGAGCUCUUCCAUCAGAAGAGUUGAUGAAGCUUUUAGGUGAACACUGGAAGAGCACCGGGAUCCUCACAGAAUCAGAAGGGCUGUUUAUAAGAGAAGCUGUUGACCUACUCAAAGAUGGGAUCGAUUUGGUAACUGAUGCAGAGAAAGCACUUUCAAACUUGCUAUCAUAUCCAUUGUAUGCUACUCUGUCAAGUCCUGAGGGAAAAUCUGUUUUGGAAGACAAGCUUUCUGAAGUUUCAGCCAGUCUGCUAGCUGCCUAUGACAGUGGAGAGUUCCAUGCUGCACUUGAAGAAGGCCACACUGGUUGGCAGAAGUGGGUAAAGAACUUUGGCAAGUCACUGAAGCGCAAGGGGAAAUCUCUCUUCAUGCCUCUUCGUGUGUUGCUGACCGGAAAGCUUCAUGGCCCAGUCAUGGGGGCAAGUGUGAUUUUACUCCACAAAGCUGGAACUUGUGGGGUGGUUACUCCUCAAACAGGUUUUUUGACAUUUGACGAAAGGUUCAAAAUGCUGAGGGAGGUUGACUGGAACACAUUUAACAAGGAUCAAACUCAUUUAGAAUCUGCAGCCAUUGUAUCUCACUAGGCUUGGUUUUGACUUUUGAUUGCUUAAUGUACGAGUUAAUGAAAAAUUUGCAUGGUGUCACC
Molecule: messenger RNA, 1859 nt
Organism: Telopea speciosissima
Lineage: Eukaryota; Viridiplantae; Streptophyta; Magnoliopsida; Proteales; Proteaceae
Product: glutamate--tRNA ligase, chloroplastic/mitochondrial
Exons: 13
Coding region: 70-1797 (575 amino acids)
Biological process (GO): glutamyl-tRNA aminoacylation
Molecular function (GO): ATP binding; tRNA binding; glutamate-tRNA ligase activity
Source: RefSeq, a predicted model, not a curated record